CGUGGCAAUUAUCUAUAUCUGAUUUUUCCCAAUUUUCACUUCUCUUCAUUUUUUUUCUCCGCAUUUUACGCAGUAUGCAUACUAUUGACUGCGGUUUUUCAUGUGAGGGCUAUUAUUCGACAAAGUGCAUCGUUGGCUCUCCUAAUCACUGCUACAAAUAUUAUCCUCUUUGAUAUUGACAAAUGAUAGCGAUCCUUCUUUACUUACUUAUUUUUUUGACUGCUGAUUUGCCAGAGUUUCCUUUCUCUUCCGUUCGUUCAUUUGAGUGAGAUAUCUCGACACCAUUACUUGUGUGUACAAGUUUAGUAUGUAUGCAAGUGUGUUAAAUAUUUCGUUGGAAUAUAGCAAUUGUGUUAACUAUAUGAUUUUGUCUAGCUGUCUAGAAAAUAGGUCUACACGUAUAUGUAUGUACACGCUCUACUGAAUAAUGAGGAAAUUCGAUUGCCAGCUUUAAAUCCAAAAAUGACAUUAACUGUAGGAUUUUGGAUGAUNUAGUGCUUGGCUACGUGAUGAAGAUUCGCCAGUAGUAGCUCGUCUCUCUCAACUGAUUAGUGCUCUCACAAAUUUGACCAUGGAAACGGCUGAGGAAAUUCAGGCAUUUAUUUUAUUUUCUGUUGUAGUAUAAUGUAUAAAAUGAAUACUAGAUCGGCAACUAUGGAAUCGGUGGCUACUACAGUCCUCAUGUGGAUUUUUAUCAUGUAUGCUUUUGUUUUUCAAGCUUUUGCUAAAUCGAUCAUUGCCAAUGUAAUGCAUUUAGAAAUGGGAAUAUCCUGCUUACUACCACAAGGUUGAUUGGGAUCGUGGCAUCAUUCGUCAAUAGAUCCUGAUGGUUUUGCAACAAUCUUUCGUAUUGAUUAUGGUGAUGUACAACGCAUUCAUGUACAAUUUCUUCGGCCAUUAAAGUUUCAAAUCGAUUUGCAAAAAUAUAUGCAAAAUCUUGAUACAUUAUCAUCACCUUUGGAAUAUCAAGCAGUUGCUGAACAAGAUAGCCGUGCUUGA
This is a messenger RNA of Rotaria socialis, 999 nucleotides long. NCBI's taxonomy places the organism in Eukaryota, Metazoa, Rotifera, Eurotatoria, Philodinida, Philodinidae. The record is from the annotation of a GenBank genome assembly.